This is a messenger RNA of Microplitis demolitor, 7071 nucleotides long. It is a transcript of the gene LRR, whose product is annotated as F-actin-uncapping protein LRRC16A. The coding region runs from base 424 to 4956 and encodes 1510 amino acids. Gene Ontology annotation, molecular function: protein binding. NCBI's taxonomy places the organism in Eukaryota, Metazoa, Arthropoda, Insecta, Hymenoptera, Braconidae. The record is from RefSeq and is a predicted model, not a curated record. Gene Ontology annotation, cellular component: lamellipodium; plasma membrane. Gene Ontology annotation, biological process: cell migration; regulation of Arp2/3 complex-mediated actin nucleation. The transcript has 10 exons.
UUACCCAUCGAUGAGUCGCCGUACGUCGACUCUGCAAUGUGGGAAAAUUGUCAGUGAACUUUUACCGUGUGUUUGUUAAUUGAUUGUCAGUUUCCAGAGGGUAUUUUAAAAACUUGUGCCUUGUUUAUUUAUUUAAAAUCUAAACCACUGUAAUAAAUUAGGUCAUUAUGAAUUAACAAUAAUAAACAACAUAAAUUAAUUUUUUUAACAUUGAAUUCACUUGUCGCGGGCAACUAUUUUACAACAUGGCUGCCGAUAAAUUUUCAUCUCCAGCAAUUAUUCAUCUGAAUAAAGGUGCAAUCUGUCAUGUACAAUCAACUUAUCGGAAUGUUUUUCAAUAAAAGCAUAUACGUGCCAUUUAUAUAUAUUAGAAAUGUCAAUGUUAUUUCGAAUUAUAAAUUUUAAAAGUUAAACUGUUACAACAUGUCAACUCGAUCCCAACUCACUAAAGAUUUGAAUGAAUCGGUAAAAUCUUUACUUGGUAAACAUGUAAAAAUUUUAUUAAAAAAUGUUGUUAAGCUCGAGACGAAACCAGACAAGCAGGAAAACCGGGUUUUGGUUUUUUCUCCUUGUCGACUUUUUUUGUUAACUGCAAAAGUACCAACCAGAAUUGAUUGUCACUUCCAUUAUUUAGAAAUAACAUCAGUCGAAUCAAGAAGAUCAAACCAACUAUGUCUAACAGCCGGGGAAAGAACUUACAACUUUACAACAACAGGUGUAGGCGGUACAGACACAACAGAAGUAGACGCAAUGAUCGAAGCAUUGCACACAGCCAUACGAAAUAUAUUUCCGACAGUACCAUUAAAUUACGUGAUACGUAAAAUAGACGUGAUACCGGCUAGCAGAUUGCAGAGUAUUCGCGGCAGUGAAUUGGCACGUAGUACCGAAGCAACAAGAACAACUGGGCCUUGUGGUGGUUUUUCAACCCAAUAUGCCUGCAUGUGUGAUUUACAUUGUGUUCAAUAUCGUGAAGAGGUAACAUGGGACGUAGAUACUAUUUAUUUAUCACACGACACCAGAGAAUUAAAUCUCCGUGACUUUGAUCACUUGGAGCAAAAAGAUUUGGUACCAAUAAUAUCCGCAUUGGAGUACAAUACCUGGUUUACAAAAUUACGAGUGUCCCAUUUAAAACUGAGCCAUGAGUGCCUCGAACGUUUACUCCACGUCGUACGCCGAUCUCUUUCUCUCCAAGAAAUUUAUUUAGACAAUCUAGGCCUGAAAUGGGAUUUUGCGCACAAACUAUCACUCGCACUUAUAGCUAAUAGUAACACAGUAUUGCACACUAUUGAUUUAUCAAAUAACAUGAUCGAGGAUAAAGGAGCCGUAAGCUUGUGUGCUAUCGUCGCUAAAUUAACCCAAGGCAGUCACCUAAGCGGUAGUCCAGGUAUCUGUAAAUUACCUAAAGGUAUGCAAAAACUAAAUCUAUCCCAUUGCGGAUUAACGGGUAAAGGAAUUGCACAAAUAGCUCACGCGUUAAGUUUAAAUCGCAGUAUGCCAACUAGUUUACGUUAUUUAAAUUUAUCAGAAAAUACCUUAAAAGAUGACAUCAAUAAUCUCUGUAAUUUUCUGGCUCAACCCAACAGUCUAACUCAUCUAGAUCUUGCUGGCACAGAUACAACACUAGAGUGUUUAUUCGGUGCUUUACUACGUGGCUGUGCUACCAAUCUAGUCCAUUUAAACGUAGCACGGAAUUCAUUUACAAGUAAAAAAACCAAAGAAAUACCUCCUAGUUUUAAACAAUUUUUUACGGCGACCUUGUCGCUAAAGUAUUUAAAUAUUUCGUACUGCAAACUACCACUGGAAGCAUUGAAACAUCUCCUACUAGGUCUUGCAUGCAACGAGAGUACCGUUGGCCUUGAAUUGGAUAUGAGCGGUAAUAAUUUAGGAUCAUUGGGAGCACAUGUGCUCGAAUCAUGUAUUCAUGGUGUGCGUUGUCUCGCUUCACUUGAUAUCUCCGACAGUAAUAUGGACGUUGACUUAGCUCAAGUUAUCACCGCGAUUGGUAAAAAUAAAUCACUUAAACAUUUAUACAUGGGAAGAAAUACCGUCGGUAUGAAGACUAAAAAUAUCGCUGUCGUGAUGGACGCUCUGGUGCAAAUGAUACAAGAAGACGACUGUGUUUUGCAGUCACUUUAUAUACCAGACUCCCGACUUAAAAGUGAUCUCUACAGCCUAAUAAAUGCUCUAGGAAGUAAUACGUGUCUUCAUACGCUCGAUAUCAGCGGUAAUCAAAUAGGAGAUCCUGGCGCACGUCUGCUAGCAAAAGCUCUGCAAAUAAAUAAUCAUCUCAAGACAAUAAUUUAUGAUAAAAAUAAUAUAACACUACAAGGAUACUCAGAUAUUGUCCAUGCUCUUGAAAAAAAUUACAGUGUCCGGCAUAUGCCCUUUCCGAUUUACGAUCUCCAACCCUGUAUGAAAAUAUCUGCAGAAAAAGCUGAACAACUGGCUAAAAAAAUUCAAGAUAUGCUUCAGAGAAAUGUCACGCCUUGUAAAUAUAGUCCAGGUCAGGCAUUUAGACUCCAGCAGGGUUUCUUGUUAAGUUCAACCCAGCAAGUUGUUGAUAGAUUAGUCGUACAAACUCAGGAUACUAUUAAAACCCUAGCUGCUGAAAGUUGUGAUGCAAACAAUGACAUAAAUCAUGCGACCGGUUUAAUCCAAGAUGCUGAUAAUUCAAAACAAUUGUUACCGCGGCUUCAUGAAGUUCUGCAACGACGGGAUGAAAAUAAUCCUAUAGAAGUGAAACUUAAAGAAAUAGCUGAUAGUUUGUAUAAAAAUGUAACGGAUUACUUGCAAGACUCAUUAGAAGCUAUCAUCAAGUGUGCGAAUGAUCACUGCCCUACGGUCAUGUCACAGACAGUAAUUCGCGGUGAUGAAAGCGAGCCGAUAUCUGUUGAGGAUGAUCUGCGUAAUGUCUGCAGAGGGAAAAAUCAAUUAACUGGUGAAUUUAUUCACAGCGCAAUCGUCGAGCAAGCGGGUACUGAUAUUGUCAACAGAAUAAAUGAACUUAAUCUCGCGGUUGCUGCUCAUAUUUCUGAUAGGAUAACUGACGAAGUUAUUGAGUCGCUGUCGCGGAGUUAUAAAACUUUGAUAGGAGACAGUCAUGAUAGGACACGCUGCAGCACGCCAGAUGUUUUGCGACCGAGUGUCAGUUCAACGAGCAGUGGCAGUGUCAUUGGGAUAGGAGGAAGCAUGAGCAUUGCCAUCAGUUCUGACAAUGGCAGCUACGGGCUCGCUAAUAAAAUUUCUGCUGUCGAUCAUCCUGAUAAAAUUAAAAGAGAUUCGUACCAAGAUUCCGACAUGGCGCAUGAGUAUGCAAUACCUUCGGACUUAUUUAUUGGCAGCUCAAUUAAUUCUCAACAUCCGUCGGAUGAUCAAUCUCCUAUGGCCACCCCACACUUAUCCAAUAAACGGAAAAAUUUGCACGGAAGAAAAUUACGUCCAAAGUCAGUGGUCGAUUCCGUUGAAGGACUUUCAGCUGAUGACAUUCCAGAUUUACUGCCUAGUUUACCAAAAGACAAUACUGAAACCAUUUCAGAAAAUGAACAUUCAUUGACUGAAUCAUUGGAUUCAAUAUCCGAGCUUCCUAAUAAUACGGGACAACAAUUGCAGCAUCUCGUUAAAUCUCGACCACGAAGAACAAAAACUCGUGCUCCGUCACGACCUAUGUUACGCACAGACGUACCAAGAGGUUCUCUAGGUCUUGGAGAAGGUCUUGAUAUAUUUUUUCGACCUACUACACCAACAACUCCACUUAUUUCUCCAACUAGCGAUGAUAGUUCUUUGCAUACAUUUCCGACUGACGGUAGUCCUAAUUUAUCAUUAACAAGCCAACGUAGUUUUCAACCGGAUACAGAUAAAAAACCUCACGGUUGCAGUUCGCCUAUUCUUAAGACUCUUCUUGAGCCUACACCUCGUUCACGGUCUAGUGAUAAUUUUGAAAAGUUUUCUCCGCUUGCUGGUCGUCGUUCACAAGGCGAUACGCCAUUAACUGCUUCACCACUAGCACGUCGAAGCGCUGCUGAAAAUUCACAGUCUCAAGAACCGGACUCUCGAAAAAUCCGAGGAAUUCAUACGGUAUCAACAUCUGGAAGCCCUCUGUCAACACCAACUACGCGUCUGUCACGUGAAGUAUCGAGCAAUGAUACUCCCGAAAUAUCACCGGAUGCUAUUGCAGCGGGUGAUAAUCAUAAAUCAUCAAUUAGAAGCCACGGCAGUAGUAUUUUAAGUACCUCUAUAGACAACGAAAAAUUAAUAAGCAGCCAGCCGACGAAUAAAUUCCGAUCGAUUUCAUCAUCUAUCCAAGAAACUCGAAGCGCAUUAAAUACAACACACUCGGAAAUUUGUCCGUCCAAUGAUCAAAAUAAGCAGCAAUCUAAUGCUAGUUCUUUUAAAGCCUCAAAUAAAAUAAAUUAUAAUCUUAGUGGGGAACAGUCUAGAAGUAGUUCAAGUAUUAAUACUGUGAGAAGUAGUAAACCUUUGCCACCAGCUACUGCACCAAAACCACGACCAUGGAGCAUGACUGGGGAUAGAAAAUCAGGUGAAUUUAAUAAUUUAUUAAGUGACGGUUCGAGUCCAAAUACAUCGGCAGGAAAUACUCCAGACUCAGGUGAUGCACUGGAUGAAUCAACUGACAGUGGAGUUAGUGGACCGGCUUCUUUACCGCCUACACUUUCAGCAAGUAGUACUGCGAGCUCGUUAAGUAGUAGCACUGUUGAAAAACGAUCUGUUAGAGAGCUUGCCGCAAGUUUGAAUAAAGGAAAAACAGAUCGUAAAGAAAACGAGGAAUCCAUACCCAUUGCAUGGAGAUCAGUACUUCAUCGAUCUGUUGAUCGUACAGUAAACAAGGAGCAAGUACCGAAAAAGGAUGAAGACAACCGGAUUAAUUUUAAGCUUAGACGAACAUCAUUUUUACGCGAUUCAAAUUUCAAUUAUGACAAUGAUGUUGUUGAUGUUUGACACAUAUAUUUUAUCAGUAGAAACUUACAUUCCAUAAUUUUUGCAUCUGUGCCAUUUGCAAGCAAAAAAAAACGACGUCUAUAAAUAAUUUUUAAUUGAUCAAUUUUAUAAAACGGCGGGUUUUAUUAAACUACAAGCCUAGUCAAUCUUCCAUGCAGCUGCGCUCUUAAAAUCUGAUUACUAAAUAAUUGUUAUUAUUAUUAUUGUUUUUUUGUUUUUGUUUUAAUUAUUAUGACAAAUCCUAACUAUAAAAAAAAGUUUAAAUUCAUAAUUGCAAUAUUAUUAUAAUAAGUAAUUAAUAAUAUUUAAUAUUGUAGUGAAUAUAAAUGUAUGAAUGAUAUGGGACUUUUAAUUGCAAUUAAAACAAAACAAAUAAAUAAUAGUUAACAAAUUAUAUACAAGUAUUCCGUGAAAAAAUAUAUUUUAAAGAGUCGACUCUUUUAAACUUCAAAACCUGAUGACUAACUUUUUUUAAAUUUUUGAUAAUUCAAACAACAAAUCAAUUUAGAGAAGGGUCUAUAGUAAUUUUCAUCAAAGCUUUUCUCUCAAACGCAUCUUCUAAACACAAAAUUAAGAACGUGGACAAAGUUUCCAUUUACUGCGCAAGUGCAACGAGGAUAGUAACGUUCAUCGACUUGAGUGUGAUAGAGAAAAAAAUUAAAAAUUUAUCAUUUUUAAUGCAAAGUCUUAAAAAAUAUCAAAGAGUACAAUAUAGUACUAGUUCUCUGAUUGGGUAAUAGACUUUGUACUUAAUCAGGAAACUAGUACCCGAUUUCUCUAUGAAUUUGUAAAUUUAUAUUUAAUAAAAUUUAGUAAAUAUAAAUAUAAAAAUACAUGAAGUGAUCGGGUACUAGUUCUCUGAUCAAGUAUUGAGUCUCUUACAAAAGUUUAAAAAUUGUUUAACUCUUAAGGGGAAAAAAAACGAAAAUAUCUUUAUUGCAGUCGUAGAAUAAAUGAGAAUUUAAAAAAAAAUCUCCUCAACGAGUUUGUAUUUUUGGAAAUAAAUUUCUAGUCCUCUGUUAAGGUUUUAAAAAAAUGUGAAAUAAAUUGAAUUUAUAAACAGUUGACAUUGGCCCUUAAAUUCAUAUUGUAGGACACAGCCUACAUAAUAUUCUAAUGACUGAAUAUCCGCCUUUGCAUUAAAAACAAACGUCACCUGUGCAUCGAGAACAGACGUCUUUUAAAUGCACAGUAAUGUAGAUUUACAGUUUAUUUAUUUGUAAAACUUAUUUUUAUGAGUGAAACACUUUUUACUACACAUAAUUUUUUUCAAAUGAAAAGCAUGCAUUUAAGGGUAAAAGAAGUCGGUCAUUGUCAGGUUUAAAAGUUUAAAAUAAACGACUCAGAAAUUUUUUACACGAGAUGAUGUUACGUUAAUUUUAUUAAUACAUUUAGUAAAAUUAAUAAAAUAUUAUUAUACAUUACAUGCGUUCAUGAUAUUUAAUAUAACAUGUACAUAAUAAUAUACACGAUAUAAAUUUUCAAGCAUUAUUAUUAUUGAUAUUAUUUUAAGCGUAAAUAAUAAAAAUACGGUGGAAUCGAGUCAAUUGUUUCAAUAUAAUAAGCAGUUUAUGAUAAACGUAAAUAAAUCUUAGCUGCACUGAUUAAUUAUUUUCUUUUAAUGAGAUUUUAAUUUACGUAUUUAAUAUUAAUGUAUUUAUUAACAAUAAAAGAAACUAAAGUAACAGAACAAAAACAAAAAAAAAAAGUUAUAAAAAUAAAAGCGGGAUCGUUGUUGUGCCAAAAAGUUCCCGCAAAAUUAUUAAGUCUCAUUUUUUAAAAAAUUUGUAUUAUAAUUAUACACAUUUAGCAUUUAUUGUACUUGUUUUUAAAUCUAUUUAUUUGUAAAAUCGCAAAAGACUUGGAUAGCGUAAAAACGGGUCCAUUUAUUAUGAACAAAUUUUAAAUAUUACAAUCAACUUUUAAUUAUUUACAAUGAUUUUUUAUUUUUUAAUAUAAUAAAUUAAUUAAUUAAUUGUUUUAAGAUUUUUACUUAAUUAUUUAUAAUGUCAAUGUCAUUGAUGAAUUUAUUUUUAUUUAUGUAAAUAAUAUAAUGUAUUUUUUUUUCUAUUUUUUAAUGUCACUUAUUUUUGUCAACGAGUUUUUGUAUUUUAU